UCAAAAUCAGCUUUAUUUUCCUUUGUCUACACAUACAACAGAACAGACAAACAGACAAUAUGGACAUAAAUGUUUAAGUGCAGGCUGUUGAAAGAACUAUAAUAUUGCCUUUUAUUCCCUUAUGUCGCCUUUAGUUUUGUUGUUUUAAAUAAAAACAGUACAGUGCACUAUAUAAAGCAGUGUCAAAUUAAAGGAAAAGCCAACAGAAAUCAAUCAGCAUGUGGCACCAGAGCAGCUUAGGGGCUCUCUCUUCAUUCACCCUGAUCUCCACAGAGGAUCACUCUUCCACGGGGAUGUUCUCACAUUUUUUGGUAUUUGAUGAUGAAAGCGCAGCAUAAACUCUCCCGCAGGCCCAAAAGUGAUCAGCUGGGUUUUCAUCCUGGAAGAAGUCACUACUGCCAUCACAGCUGAAAUGUUUCAUCAUGAGAAGAAGCAGCUCAGAGCUGCUGCAGAUCUUCUCACUGCGAGAGGUCAAAGAUCAGGGGUUUUCUUUCAAUUUGCCAAUCCUCUUAUAUAUCGCGUUUAGAGAGCUUUCAGUGAGUAAAUCAGCUGUCACCAUGAGUCCCGCAGUGAUCUGUGGUGUGUCGUCCACUGGAGUGCACUGCCACCUAGCGCUGGCGUUGGAGAACUGACUGGGGUUUUCUCGGCAUGCAUGAAUAACAUGCUGGCAAAUCCAAACGUCCUUAUUAGAGGUUUAAAAUGAUUCCUGUUGGUGUUUUGGGUCUCACUGGAAAGAAGCUUCCUGCACGCACGCGAACAUAAACGUGCUGCAGUCACAGUUCUGGAUGUUUUACAAAAAGCAAACAGAAACUUUUAAAGAUUUGAAGUUUCUUCAUAGUUUUUAGUGAAGUUUUGUGGCACUUGCUGAGUCCCUGCACAGACCGCUUUUCGUAUCCCUUUUCGCAUCUGUCUGCACUCUCAGCACGAUGGACAAUAAACUCCAGAGAUCAAAGGCGCCCCUGGCACCGUGUUAUUACUCCGACUCCCGCAUCGAAGGUCCCCCGGGCGCCCCGCAUACCUUUCCAGGCUGGGCAGAGCCGGGGAGGCGCUCCAGCAGCCCUCGCCUGAUCCGCGCACCCACUGACACGAUGGCGACCAACAACGAGGCUCCUCUGGGCUCCACUGAGAACCCGAUCAAGUUCAAGGACCAGGACUUUGAAACUCUCCAGGCAGAGUGUCUGAAGUCCGGCGUGCUGUUCUCUGAUCCAACCUUUCCAGCGGAGCAGAAGUCCAUCGGAACACCGGAAGACCCGGACCCUAAAAAGGCUAUUCAAUGGAAGAGACCCAAGGAAAUCAGUAAGAAUGCUGUGUUUGUCGAGGACACGACUGCAACCACUGAUAUCUGUCAGGGCCAACUUGGUAACUGCUGGCUGCUGGCUGCCCUGUCCUGCCUGACCGCGCACCCCUCGCUCUUUAUGAAGGUGGUGCCACCAAACCAAAGUCUGAGCGACCGUUACGCAGGGAUCUUCCAUUUCAAGUUCUGGCAGUAUGGUGAGUGGGUGGAGGUGGUUGUGGAUGACAGGCUGCCAGUACGCGAAGGCCGUCUGCUCUUCAGCUACUCUCGCACCCGCAAUGAGUUUUGGAGCGCCCUGGUGGAAAAGGCCUAUGCCAAGUUAAUCGGAUCUUACGGGAGCCUGAAGGGAGGCAACAUUUCAGAGGGGAUGGAGGACUUCACUGGAGGCAUCGCCCGCUCGCUGGAGAUCUCUUCUCGUACCCCUCGAGUCCUCUGGAGGUCCUUGGCUGCUGCUCUGUCGCGAGGGAGCCUGCUCAGCUGCUUCAUCCAGGCCAAGAGCGCCUCAGAUAUCGGCAAGGUGACAGGAGAGGGGCUGAUAAAGGGCCAUGCCUACGCCAUAACUGACGCUGACAAGUUGACAAAACCAUCAGAUGAGAUUUUGCUGCUGAGGCUGAGAAACCCCUGGGGUUUUAUCGAAUAUUGCGGACCCUGGAGUGACAAGGGGAAAGAGUGGGAGAACGUGGACCCGACAGAGAAGGAAAGGAUCGAGGUGAAAUGCGUUGAAGACGGAGAGUUCUGGAUCAGUGCCGAGGACUUCUCCAACCUCUUUGAUGUUGUGGAGCUCUGCAGCGUCAAUCCAGACUCUUAUGAUGAAGAAAGCACACCUGCCAGCUGGGCCAUCACCGAACACGAAGGCUGCUGGCUGCCGGGGAGUUCUGCUGGCGGUAGCCGCAAAUAUAACAAAACAUUCUGGAAAAAUCCCCAGUAUACGCUGGUCCUCAAAGAGAAGGACGAGAAUGAGGAUGAGGACGAUGACGACGACGUGGGGGACGAUGGCGAGGAUGGCGAUGAUGAAAUGGAAGAUCCGACUGUGACCCCAGAUCCGAAGAAGAGAGCCGAGAAGCAGAAGCAGAAAGUCAAACGUUGCACGGUGCUGGUGGAGCUGCUGCAGAAAAACCGAAGGCAGAGGGAUAAACUCAACUUCCUGCACAUCGCCUUUCACAUCUAUAAGGUUCCUUCUGAGAACACUUGUCUGGACCGCAGCUUCUUUAUGAAGAAUCGCCCAGCGUGUCGUUCUGGGAAGUACAAAGGUCAAAGAGGUGUGUGGAGAAAGAUGCGCCUGGAUCCAGGUACUUACGUCAUUGUGGUAUCCACCUACCGACCCAACAUCCCUGGAGAGUUCUUCGUCCGCACUUUCUCCAAGAUUGGAAACACUCUCGAGACUCAAGACUUUGCCUGCACCUCCAGCUUCUCACAAGUGAUGACCGCUCCUGUCUCCUCAAAGGAUCAAGAGAGAGUGGAGAUGACUUUUGACAAGCAGGCUGGCCUAGAUGACAGGCUGAACGUCAAAGACAUCAUGAAGCUGUUCAACUCAGUUCUUGAGAAAGAUUACCAUCUGCCUUUGGAGACGUGCAGAGAGCUCAUCUUUGGAGAGGAUACUAAAGGGCGCUGCGCUCUCAGCCGUGAGCAAGCAGGAACCCUGCUGGCCAGUGUGCGCAAUCUGCAGUCCAUCUUUUCUCAGUUUGAUGAGGAUUCUUCUGGAAGCAUGAGCCGCUUUGAACUCAGCUCAGCACUGCAGGCUGUUGGAUUCCAGUGCGAUAACAAGGUGGUUGAGCUGCUGUCUGAGCGGUUCACAUCUGGAGAGCUGGACAUGCCCUUCCACGGCUUUUUGUCAUGUGUCACCAGGCUGCGCAAGCUUUUUGCUCUGUAUGAGUCUGAGACCAGCCAGGAGGUGAAAGACAGAGGGAUCAACUCUUGGCUGCUUCAGUUUCUGACAGUGUGACGGCGUUUCAUGAAAAGCUGUUCCACACGGACCCCGAUGAGCUACCGGAGAAAUAUGAGAGAAGCUGCUCUCGCUUGCUGUGCUGUUGUAUUCUUGCAUUCUUGCUUAACUGAGUAGUCCUACAAUUUGUAAUCAAAUCCAGUUAUGUUACUCCACAUGUAAUAAAAGCAGUUUUAGAACCGA
Maylandia zebra (zebra mbuna) is the source of this 3419-nucleotide messenger RNA. It is a transcript of the gene capn12, whose product is annotated as calpain 12. Gene Ontology annotation, cellular component: cytoplasm. The record is from RefSeq and is a predicted model, not a curated record. Gene Ontology annotation, molecular function: calcium-dependent cysteine-type endopeptidase activity; calcium ion binding. Gene Ontology annotation, biological process: proteolysis; negative regulation of apoptotic process. Lineage: Eukaryota; Metazoa; Chordata; Actinopteri; Cichliformes; Cichlidae.